Molecule: messenger RNA, 1455 nt
Organism: Eurypyga helias (sunbittern)
Lineage: Eukaryota; Metazoa; Chordata; Aves; Eurypygiformes; Eurypygidae
Gene: BBS4
Product: Bardet-Biedl syndrome 4
Exons: 14
Biological process (GO): protein localization to cilium; cilium assembly
Cellular component (GO): ciliary basal body
Molecular function (GO): protein binding
Source: RefSeq, a predicted model, not a curated record
AUGCUCGCAGAGACUACGACGAGUGUAAGGCUGUCAUCAAAGAGCAGCUCCAGGAGUCUCACGGGCUGUGUGAAUAUGCAGUCUACGUUCAAGGUUUAAUCUCUUGAACUUUUUCAAACAUGUUCCAUUCUGAACCCUCGAAGUGCUGACAACCUCAAGCAGGUGGCUCGAUCGCUGUUUCUUCUGGGGAAACACAAGGCAGCCAUUGAAGUGUACAACGAAGCAGCUAAACUCAAUGAAAAGGACUGGGAGAUCAGCCACAACCUGGGUGUGUGCUACAUGUACCUGAAGCACUUCAACAAGGCACGAGACCAGCUAAACAAUGCCCUGGAGCUCAACAGACAUGAUCUGACUUACAUGAUGCUGGGGAAAAUUCACCUAUUGGAGGGGGAGACGGAUAAAGCCAUUGAAGUCUAUAAGAAAGCAGUAGAAUUUUCUCCAGAAAACACGGAUCUCCUUACAACACUGGGGUUACUUUACUUGCAGCUUGGGGAUUACCAGAAGGCUUUUGAACACCUUGGAAACGCGCUUACUUAUGACCCAGGCAACUACAAGGCUACCUUGGCUGCUGGCAGCAUGAUGCAGGCGCACGGAGAUUUUGAUGUUGCCCUCUCCAAAUACAGGGUGGUAGCCAGCACUGUGCCUGAAAGCCCCCCGCUGUGGAACAACAUUGCCAUGUGCUUCUUUGGGAAGAAGAAAUACGUAGCAGCUAUCAGUUGCCUGAAGCGGGCAAACUACUUGGCUCCCUUUGACUGGAAGAUUUUGUACAAUUUGGGGCUAGUCCACCUCACGAUGCAGCAGUACGCCUCUGCUUUCCACUUCCUCAGUGCCGCCAUCAACUUCCAGCCCAAGAUGGGAGAGCUGUACAUGCUGCUUGCAGUUGCUCUGACAAACCUCGAAGACAUUGAGAACGCAAAACGUUCAUACGAGCAAGCCGUGGCACUGGACACGAGCAACCCCCUUGUCAACCUGAACUAUGCUGUCCUGCUGUAUAACCAGGGCGACAAGAAGGGAGCCCUCUGCCAGUACCAGGAGAUGGAGAAGAAGGUCAACGCAGCGCAGGAGAGCAGUAUGCCUGACUUUGACCCUGAGAUGGUGGAGGUUGCCCAGAAGAUGGGAGCUGCCCUGCAGGUGGGGGAGAGCCUGGUCUGGACUAAGCCUUCUAAAGAGUCUAAAUCCAAGCAGCGAGCUGCUCCGUCAGGGAAAUCCUCCAGCACUCAGCAGCCUUUGGGCUCUAACCAGGCCCUGGGUCAAGCCAUGUCCUCAGCCGCGGGGUAUGGGAAAACCAUGCAGCUUCCCCCAGGUGCUGGAGCAUCAGCUCCUCUUGCAAAGCCUCCCUCCCUGCCUCUGGAACCAGAACCAGACUCGGAAAUGAGCCCCGAGGAGACCUCGGCACCAACAGCCAGCGAGGAGCAGAGGAAAGAAAAGCGCAAGAGCCGGCAGGCAGCAGACUAG